Messenger RNA from Candoia aspera, 564 nucleotides. RefSeq names its product achaete-scute family bHLH transcription factor 4 (gene ASCL4). The coding region runs from base 1 to 564 and encodes 187 amino acids. Gene Ontology annotation, molecular function: DNA-binding transcription factor activity, RNA polymerase II-specific; RNA polymerase II transcription regulatory region sequence-specific DNA binding; protein dimerization activity. Lineage: Eukaryota; Metazoa; Chordata; Lepidosauria; Squamata; Candoiidae. Gene Ontology annotation, biological process: developmental process; regulation of transcription by RNA polymerase II. The transcript has a single exon. The record is from RefSeq and is a predicted model, not a curated record.
AUGGGAAGUAAGAAAGAUGAUGGGCUCUUGAACAGGAUCUCAUGUUCAGGACCAGCAUCCCUAGGAAGCAGUCAUGUUACUAGUUCUCAUGGUUUACCACUCCAGGAACCAUUUGGCAUCCCCUUUCCUUUUGGACAAACAUACUGGGACCACCAACCUUACAAUGGAUAUUCAGGAAGAUUCUCUUAUCUACCCUUUUCUGGGUAUGUAGGAGUCUAUGACUACUCGUUUGAGCCUGCUUUCAUUCGGAAGAGGAAUGAGAGGGAAAGGCAGAGGGUUCGUUGUGUAAAUGAGGGCUAUGCACGCCUCCGAGACCAUCUUCCCAAAGAGUUUGCUGAGAAGCGUCUCAGCAAAGUGGAGACUUUGAGAGCUGCCAUAACUUACAUCAAACACCUUCAGAAUUUACUGGAGUAUCAUCCUUUAGGAGCAAAGACAGCCAUUCCAGCUACAGAGGCACCAGCAGCUUCUGGUCCUAGUUUAAGAAGGGAAUGCAACAGUGAUGGUGAAUCUAAAACUUCAUUAGCUUCAUCUCCUUACAGUGAGUUUGAGGAAGUUUGUAGUUAG